AUGUCCGAUUCCCCAAGAGCCACGACUGGAAUGGUGCUCCAUCGUACCCGGUCGCAAGAGGUUACUUACUCCUCAGCGAUCCCCAUACGCUCGCCACCGACUGGCCAGCUGGUGCAAUAUGCGACGCACCCUCCUGAAAUGUCCUCCGUGCACCAGUUGGGUCAGCAAGUCCAGUAUCAGUCGUCUCGUUUGAACGAUGUCCAGCAAGCUGUCGACGCCAAGAAACAGUUCGCGUAUGAGCAGCUGAUGGCCUUGCAUCAACAGCAGCAGAACCAGAAGCAGCACCAGAUGGCCAUGAACCAACAACUGGUGACCGAGUUGGAAGAUCAACGACGUCAACACGCCGAGAAAGUGAGCGGUGUCACGCGUCCUCCUGUCCCUGUGGCUGUCAGGGCUGAUAUAAUUCAAGUGGUAUACGGAUUUCAAGAAGUCCCGAAGGCCCCCGAGUAUAGCGGAAGCACGAAAGUGCAGAUGCAAAAUUUCAUGGAUCAGUACGAGGCCUAUACUCGGGAGAUUGUGUUGGCGAACGCACAACGUCCGGGCGCCGAGUACAUGCGUCGAUACAGCGAGUUUGAGCCGCUGAUGUUGACUGCCGGCGCGCCGAGACCACCUGGCGAUAACAUCCAGCGGCCGGUUACGCACAAGAAGAAUGACACUGACGCUUAG
Molecule: messenger RNA, 666 nt
Organism: Aphanomyces astaci
Lineage: Eukaryota; Oomycota; Saprolegniomycetes; Saprolegniales; Verrucalvaceae
Exons: 3
Coding region: 1-666 (221 amino acids)
Source: RefSeq, a predicted model, not a curated record